AUGAAGAAGAUUUUCAACUCAUUCUUCUCUGGAAGAGAGGAUGAGGACCUGCUGCAUUACAGACUGAGAAUGGGAGACCUUGGAAAAAUCCACAAGGCUGUAGUGAAUGGCGAGUUAGAUAAACUCAGGAAGAAGAUCAAUUUCAGGAGGUGGAACGUGAAUGAGAAAGAUCAGAUGGGCAGGACUCCCCUGCACCUGGCCUGUGUCCUUGGCAGUAUAAAUACGGUACAAUUACUAGUGGAAAAUAAAUGCCUGCUUAAUCCUCGUGACCAGUUCAAGAGGACACCCCUGUUCAAGGCAGUUCAAUGCAAGUACGUAGUUUGUUCACAAUUUCUGCUUGAACAUGGUGCUGAUCCCAAUCUCGUGGACAUCCAUGGUUUCUCUGUCCUCCACUAUGCUGUCCACGAUAAUAGUCCGUUUUUAGCAGAACUCCUGAUUAAUUCCAGUGCGAACAUCGAGGCCAAAGACAAGUCUGGCCGAACACCUCUUAUACUUGCUGCAAAAGGAAACAAACCAGCAAUGGUAGAAUUGUUACUCAAGAAUAAGGCCAAUGUAAAUGCAGUGGAUAAUGAUGAAAGUUUCAUUGGCAAUGAGGGAGACAAUGAGAACAUGGAGACUUGCACAGUCACAGUAUUGAAAAUGAGAAGUGCCCUCAUGUUUGCAGUACAUCAUGAUUCACCAGAUAUGGUUCAGCUUCUCCUCGAUCAUGGCGGCGAUGUCUCUUGCACUGAUUGUUUUGGCCAGAGCGUAUCAACACAUGCUCGCUUAUAUGGUUUUCCUAGAGCUCAACGCCUUGUUUAUGCAUAUAGAAAAGAAAGGAAUAAGAAUAUUUCUCAAACUAAAGAUUCAGGCUAUGCAUUAUUGUUUCUGUGA
Molecule: messenger RNA, 873 nt
Organism: Sorex araneus (European shrew)
Lineage: Eukaryota; Metazoa; Chordata; Mammalia; Eulipotyphla; Soricidae
Product: putative ankyrin repeat domain-containing protein 19
Exons: 8
Coding region: 1-873 (290 amino acids)
Molecular function (GO): protein binding
Source: RefSeq, a predicted model, not a curated record